CGCUUCCGGUAGCGGUGUUUCCGGGUCUCGCGGUAUUUCGGAAUGUUUGAAGCGGCGGCGCGCGCACGGAUUCGGCGAAGACGCUGCAGGGAAUAUAGCUUGACAGCCUUUUAAUAAUGGGUCCGAAAAAGCUACCACUGGAUACAAGUGAGAGUGACUCUGAGGAGUUGCCAACAUUUACAUUUCUGAAACAAAAGCCAUCUUUAACAAAGAACAGCCAAGUUGUGGUCCACAGCUCAGAUGCUGAGUGUUCCUCUUCUUCUCCAGGAUCAAAAGAGCUGCCAGCUCUCCAAGAGGCAGCCAGAACUGUUUCCCCAGAAGAGCCAGCUACAGUGCUAAGUAGUGAGAAUGAAGAGGAAGAGGAGCUUAUUCCGCUGGUACAGAGACUUCAGUGCAGAACAACAUACAGUUUUUCUAAAGCACAAGAAUCAGGCCAUCAGGACUCAAGCUCCCAAAUUAAAUGUGCUUUGAACCAUCAGCACAAUGAAGGAACAGCAGAAGAAUGGAAAGAACAGCCCUUUCCAAAGACCCUUGUUCUCUCUAAUUCUUCCUCAGUUAAAGAUGCUUCAAAGAAUGACAGAGAUGUUGAAGAAGAGCCACACAAUUACGUUCCAGCCUUCUCAUCUGUCUUCCCAGUCCAGAUUAGAAAUGUGUCAGCCACGGAGAAAAGUUCAGUGCUCUCUCCUCCCCCAAAGAGAACUAAGUAUACUCAGAAGGAGAAAGGAAAAGGCUGGCAGGGUCCCCUCCAGACCCAAAGAAAACAGAAGGAAAGUGAGCAGAGACAGCAAGAGAGAGAAAGGAAGAAAGCCCUGGCCAACAUGCUAAAAGCACAGAAGCCAGAGGAGUGUCUGAAACAUAUCACAGUUGUAUUAGAUCCAGCUCUCUUACAGCUUGAUGGUGGUGGUCAGGUCCUCAGUGCUCUGCAAGCUAUGGAGUGUCACUGUGCGAUUGAGGCACAGACCAUUCCAUAUAGCAUCACUUGGAAGAGGAGAGCCAUCCUGUCUCAGGUUGAAGAGGGAAACUUGACAGAAGAGCCUUUCGUUCUGGUCCUGCUGCAGGAAAAGGAGUUUAUGACCAUGAUCUACAACUCAAAGCAGGGUGGCCCUGAAGGGAAAGAAACUUUGCAGAGCUUUGUGACUUGGGUCACAACAAAGACAUUAGGGAAGACUCUGUCACUGGCAGUCGUGGAACAGGAAAAAUAUUUUAGCCCUCCAAAACCCCAGAGGAGGAAAAAACAGGGAGACACAGUGAAUAGAGAUCAAGCCAAGGGGAAGGUAAAUCAGAAGGGAUCAAAGGAGAACAGGGAAUUUACUCCAACACUGUCCAGGGUAGAAGUAGAAAUGGCUUUGGUGGAGUUGCAGCUUCACACAGAAGCCCAGAUUAGAAUCCUGAAGAGCUGGAAGGAGCUGGCUGACUUCAUCUGUAUGUUCACCAAGGCUGUGGCUGAGGCACCCUUCAAGAGAUCUCGGGAUCAGACUAAUUUUUCCUUCUGUCUGGCGAGUGAUUGGGCUGGAGGGGUAAAGGUGGAUUGGUCUGGCAAGGGACUUAAACUGGUCUGGAGGAGGCAGAUUCAACAGCUAAAUCGAGUUAGCUUGGAGAUUGCCAGUGCAAUUGUAAGCGCCUAUCCUUCACCUCGGCUUCUGCUACAGGCAUAUCAGCAAUGUUUAUCCGAGCAAGAAUGUCACAACCUGCUUGCAGACAUCCAGGUGCGCCGAGGGGAGGGAGUAACAACUACUUCUCGCCGAGUUGGACCAGAGCUCUCUAGACGCAUCUAUUUUCAGAUGACCACUCUGCAGCCAGACUUCUCUCUGGAUGGCACAGAAUGACACUCCUAACCACAACUGAUAUUUGAAAGAGCACUCUAAUAUCUUUUUGCAGGAAUAAAUGGGAGCAGUGAUUCUGUCAGUUCAAUUUCAUUCCCCUUCCCGAAGGAAGCUAAUGUGACUAAAUACAGGAGGGUGACCCAGAGAGAACUUGUCCCUCAUUGUCAACUUAUGGAAUUCUUCCCUACCCAACAAAUUAGGCAAAAAGUUAAAUCUACAUGCAAAUGGAUCAAAGACAUCCCACAAGACACUUAUUUAAUAACAAUUAUAAAAACCUAAAAACAGUCCAUUAUAAAGUUUAGGAAAUUCUAACAAUUAUGAUUGAAAUGGAGAGUUAAAGCUCUUGGUGGGUUUGUCUGUCGGCUUGUUCCCUAUAAUCAAUCCCCUCACCUCUUAUAAAUCACAACGUGGAAUGGUAAUCCUUAUCAUUUGGGUGGGGGUGGGUCACUUUAUAGCUCUGUGUACUUGCUUAGAAUUGUUAUGUGCUUAUACAAUAAUUAUAAAAAUGGUCCCAGUGCCUGAAGGGAAAAGUAAAAGAGUACGUAGUCAUUUCUGUUACCACUCAUGAUAUGUGUU
Messenger RNA from Phascolarctos cinereus (koala), 2399 nucleotides. RefSeq names its product essential meiotic structure-specific endonuclease 1 (gene EME1). NCBI's taxonomy places the organism in Eukaryota, Metazoa, Chordata, Mammalia, Diprotodontia, Phascolarctidae. Gene Ontology annotation, biological process: replication fork processing; mitotic intra-S DNA damage checkpoint signaling; resolution of meiotic recombination intermediates. Gene Ontology annotation, molecular function: DNA binding; crossover junction DNA endonuclease activity. Gene Ontology annotation, cellular component: nucleus; Holliday junction resolvase complex. The record is from RefSeq and is a predicted model, not a curated record.